This is a messenger RNA of Toxorhynchites rutilus septentrionalis, 606 nucleotides long. RefSeq lists its product as uncharacterized. The transcript has a single exon. NCBI's taxonomy places the organism in Eukaryota, Metazoa, Arthropoda, Insecta, Diptera, Culicidae. The coding region runs from base 194 to 565 and encodes 123 amino acids. The record is from RefSeq and is a predicted model, not a curated record.
AAACGCUUGCUCAUUGGCAAAGGGGCAGACUGAAGCGUAUUACGAAGAGGAAUAACAGCCAAAGGAGACAAAAACAUUCCAGUGCGAAUGCAUUAUACGCCGUAUUCGUCAUUCGUUAAAUAUUCGAACUGAUUAUCAAUGCGCAUCAGUUUUGUAUUGAUUUAAUCUAAACUUAAGAAAAACUGACUCAGGAAUGCCAUCGGCGGAACCACCAGUGAAACAAGGGGACCAAAAUCAAUCCUCGUCGGAACCAGCAGCGGAAGUGCAUGCAAAUUGUAAUCUCAGUGGCCAGAGCCUGACGGGCGUGAACGGUGCUUCCGGUCACCACCAUGGCCAACAAUCGGCUCUCGAUCCAGAUCGUCAACUCAUUCCGGCGGAUCGUAUUGAACACGUCGAGGAUUCCGCGGCGCCCAUCGAAUUACCCACGGUGCGGGAAUUUACCCAAAACGAUAAAAUCAACAAGUUUCUGCUGAACUCCUUCCUGCAACGGAUUAACGAGACGGACCUGACACAGUUCCAAGAUGUUGACGAGCAGGUUGAACCCGAGCAGGAUUUUGAGGCGUGAAUUUUUUGCUAACAUAACAUGAUUAAAAUAUUCCAAUUUUA